Molecule: messenger RNA, 2737 nt
Organism: Cotesia glomerata
Lineage: Eukaryota; Metazoa; Arthropoda; Insecta; Hymenoptera; Braconidae
Product: oxysterol-binding protein-related protein 9
Exons: 13
Coding region: 296-2398 (700 amino acids)
Cellular component (GO): membrane; intracellular membrane-bounded organelle; cytosol
Molecular function (GO): sterol binding
Source: RefSeq, a predicted model, not a curated record
AUUCGUAUAACAUGUCACUACCGGGCUUCCAUAGCUGCGAGUUUUCAGUGUCCUCUAUCAUAGCAACAAUUUGUCAUUAGUAAAUAGUAAAUGAAUAACAAAUCAUAUUUAUCUUGUGCUAGUGUAGACGUCUUAUGUGUAUACUAAAUAAUUGCUUUUUAUGAAUAAUUAUAAAUAAUUGGAUUACUGUUGAUAUCUUAAAUUUAUAGAUGUCAUUAACAGGGUCUUACAAAAUGACAGGAUAUCAUUUUUAAGUUUUAUUAAUUUGAAAAAGUCUAUAUACAUAAUAUCAAGAAUGGAAGGAUCACUUAGUAAAUGGACCAAUGUUGUUAAUGGAUGGCAAUAUCGUUGGUUUGUUCUUGAUGACAAUGCUGGUCUAUUAUCAUAUUAUACUAGUAAAGAAAAAAUGAUGCGAGGUGCCCGCCGUGGUUGUGUCCGAUUACGAGGUGCUGUAAUUGGAAUAGAUGAUGAAGAUGACAGUACAUUUACUAUCACAACUUCUUCAUCGAAAGAUGAUCCAAAAACUUUCCAUUUCCAAACUCGUAAUAGUGAUGAACGAGAACGUUGGGUUCGAGCUCUCGAAGAUACUAUUUUACGUCAUUCGCAUACGCGUUGGGAUCCAAAAAGUUCAUUAUCCAAGCAUGAUUUUGACCGAAAAGUAUCCGAAGCCGAUGCGUUUUUACAAUUGCUUAUUGAUCAAAUAGUAUUAAUAGAAGGCCAGCCGAGUAAUGAAACAGAAAAGGAUAAUAAUAAACAAGAAAAGUAUGGUGUUAUUUUAGUCCACGCUAACUCUGUGCUUAAUUCCAUCAAACAUACAAUCGUUCAAUUACAAAUAGCAAAGAAUACUGCCAUUCCUGUGAAUGGUAUUUACAAUGGACCUACUAAUCCUAAUGAUCGAUGCGUACUUACAACCUCUACACAUGAUUCAGAAAGGGAGCCAGAAUCUGCUGUGCAAACAGGUAUUGAGUUAGGUUCGGAAUGUCUUGAACCUAGAUCUAACGUUCCGAAUGCUCGAAAUCUAUUGGUUCCGGAUUUUUCAUAUUCUUCAUCAGAUGAAGAUGAAGAUUAUUACGACGCGACAGAGGAUAUCUCUACAAUGUCAUCGUCACAAAAUCAUUACCGAAGCAGUGAUCAUAGUGCUAAGACUAGUCUUUCAACAGUUGGGGAAGUACCUAAUCAUGACGAAUUUCGUAAGCCCCAUGGAAAUCCCCCAACUACAGCAGACGGAUCCUUGGAUUAUGAUGCGCUAUACGAAGAAGAAAGUGAACCAGAAAUGGAUUCGAUGGAAAGUCAUGGAUCAGUCGUAUCUCAUCUCUUAUCGCAAGUAAAAAUUGGGAUGGAUUUAACAAAAGUUGCUUUACCUACAUUUAUUCUUGAACGAAGAUCACUCUUAGAAAUGUAUGCAGAUUAUUUUGCACAUCCAGAGCAUUUUUUACGCAUUGCCGAUUUAUCAACUCCAAAAGAAAGAAUGGUUCAAGUGGUACGAUGGUACUUAUGCAGUUUUCAUGCUGGUCGUAAAUCUGGUGUUGCAAAAAAACCUUACAAUCCAAUAUUAGGAGAGAUAUUCCGUUGCUACUGGGAUGCUGGGAAAUCUAAUAACAGUCAUCGAAACGAAACAACAAGAACAUCGGUUAAUGCUGCUAGUGAUGGUCCGGUACCUUGGUGUCAAAACGAUCAGCUUUGUUUUAUUGCUGAACAAGUUUCACAUCAUCCACCUGUAAGUGCAUUUUAUGCUGAGCAUCGUGAUAAAAAAAUAUGUUUUAAUGCUCAUGUAUGGACAAAAAGUAAGUUCUUAGGACUAAGUAUAGGAGUACAUAAUAUCGGAAAAGGGUGGAUUAACUUACUAGAGUAUGGUGAGGAGUAUGUUUUGACUUUUCCAAAUGGUUAUGGAAGAUCUAUAUUGACUGUACCUUGGAUCGAAUUGGGAGGUACUACAACUAUAACAUGUGCUCAAACUGGUUAUCAAGCGACAAUAGAUUUUCUGACAAAACCUUUUUAUGGUGGAAAACGAAACCGCAUUGUUUGUCAAGUGACUCAACCAAGCGAGAAAAAACCAUUUUUAGUGAUAAAUGGAGAUUGGAGCGGUAUCAUGGAAGCUAAAUAUAGCGAUGGUCAAACCGAGUUAUUCGCUGAUGUGACUACAAUUCCUGUUGUAAAAAAAAUGGUGAAGCCAAUUUGUGAGCAAAAUGAUAACGAAUCUCGCAAAGUAUGGAGAGAAGUAACCGUUGGCUUGAAAAUUAAUGACAUGGAUAAGGCGACUGCAGCCAAAUGUUAUAUUGAACAAAAACAGCGGGACGAAGCAAAACUUCGCAAAGAAUCUAAUUUAUUGUGGGAGAUUAAAUUUUUCAAAGAAAUGAAGGAUGGAGGGUGGAUGUACAUCACGCCGUUAACAAAAUAAUUAAAAUUCACAUUCAAUUUGAUGUAAAAAUUGAUUUAUAUAGUAUCAACAAAAUACCAAAAAUAAAGAGCCUAAAAUAGUUAUUAAACAUAAUGAAAAUAAAAUUAUUGUGCUCUCUAAAAAAAAUCAAUCCCCAUAAUUAGUUUCACAUGCUAGAUUUUUUUUAUCUUCUGUCUUCUAUAUAAAUAAAAAAAACUUAUGUUUCUUCGUGUUUAAUUUUAAAUCUCCGAAAUUUAUUUGUUGAUCACUUAUAAAUUAUGACAUAACGUUUUAUUCGCAUUCCAUUAUGUUUUUCUACAUGCUAACAAUAGAAUAUACACACCGAGAGAGAAGAAUGAU